GAGGCCACAGGAGCCCAUCGCCGGCAGUAGGAGUCCGUCGCCGGCCGCAGGAAGCCGUCGCCGGCCGCUGGUGAUGAGAGUCGACGGAGAGACGACAAACCUGGAAUCAGGAGAGAAGAGAGGAAAGCGGCGCCGUGCGUGAGGGAAAAAAAAGAUGGUUAGGGUUAUGUUUAGGGAAGUUUACCGACGGAAAUCAUUUUCCGUCAGUACACUUUUAUUUUACCAACGGAAACAUGAUUUUCCGUCGAUAAUCUGAAAUUUUACCGACGGAAUUUUAAAAUUCCGUCGGUAAAACAAAAGUGUACCGACGGAACUAAUUUUCCGUCGGUGAUCCCAAAAUUCCCCGACGGAAUGUUAAUUCCGUCGGUACGACCGUCGGUAAUACUGUUUUUUUUUUUUUGUAGUGGAUACUAGCGGUGUCGACUGUUGGGAUUGUCAUUGUAACACCUCCUACAUCGUAGCAGCCACUAGCUUGUUGAAAUCAUCUAUUGCCAUGGUGAUGGCGUUGAGUCUUUUGGUGUCGUCCAUCUCAACGUCUUAGUUCGGGUCUUAACUCAAUCUUUCCACAAACGACGUCAAUUUGAUCUUGCCUGAGACUGUCGAUGAACAAACUAGUGAGUUGGUAUUGAGGUUGACUAAGUCAUCGAUCACCUAGAAACAAUAAGGGCUGGUAGAGAGAUUAACCAAAGCCUGAAUUGAAAAGAAUAAGAAAUAAAGGGUUAGAAUGACAGCUGGGGGUUCCUAAGCGCACCCACUUUGACUCUCAAGUAAGUCUCUGACCGGAGAGAAUGAAGAAGAGUUUUGGCUGUGUAUUCACGUCUUCCACAUGUUUUGAGAUUUCACUUACAUUACCGACGUUUCCUGAAAUAAAUGGUUAUGUUUUCCCAUGUUCUCCUAAGAAAACGGCUACGUCAUCUGUAUUUUCUAUGAGCAACGACUUCACGCCUCACCUCUAAAGUCGGGAACAGUACAAAUACAGAGAUUGCAUGAAGUCGGGAGCGGUGCGGAGUUGGGGAUGAACUAGAGUAGGGAACAACAUGGAGCCGGGGACGAUCUGAAGUCGGGGACAACCUAGAAUCAGGGAGCUGCCUUUUGUUGACUUUAACCAUCACUUCAAUAAAACUAUUAAUUUCUCCUUAACCACAUAGUGUCCUCUGAUUACCUCUUGUAUCAGUAUUAUUUUUUGAAAUCUAACAUCAUAUGGUUAAGGAGAAAUGGGAACGAAAAUGUUUUAGAGAUAUAAACAGGAAAAAUUGAAAAUAUGAGGAACAUAAAUCAUAUUUCCCCUAAAAUUGUUCAUUAAUAAUUGAUAGGAUAGGUAAAAAAGAAAAUAAAUACAUCUUUUGCAAAUUUCGCUAUGUUAAAAAGCUAAAAAAAAAAUCAUCUCACAAUCCAUCUUAAAUAAGACGACAGUGACAAUUCGACUCAGAGGCCACAGGAUAACAGAUGGGAGAAAUGGUUAUUGCUUUCCACUGUGGCAGAAGUGCCCACAGAAAGACACCACUUCGAGCUUCAGAAACCAGGAGAUACCAUUACCACCUCUCGAUGCUGUCAAACUCAGCAUGAAACCAGCUCAGUUUAAACUCAUUUGCCUUCUGGAAACAGUUGGUCACUGUGUUAAGUCCAUAUCAUUAACAGAGAACAGCCACAGGUUCUUGGCCACAGGCUCUUAUAUAUCACCCCCUGGCCCUGAAUCAUAUAUCCUUAAACCGGUGCUCAGUCAGUCAUGGCGUCCAAGUCCAGCUUCUUCACGCUGCUCAUCUUCUCAGCCCUGCUCUUCCUCUCCAUCUCCCAAGUAGAUGGAGCAAAAAUUGAUGGAGUGAGAUCUGCAUCUGAAACCGAUGAAUUAGGGUUGUGGAAGGGAAGGGAAAUGGUGGAGGUGACCAUGGAUUAUCAGGAACCAGGAGCUAAUACUAAUCCUAGAGGUGGAUUGCCUCCCCCUCCAUCAACUCCUUAAAUUGACUUAAUGUGGAAGUGUGACUGUAGAUAGAAUCUGUGUGAUUAUUGUUUAUUAUUGAGGAGAAUUAGAGAUGUAUAUUUAAUUGUAAAGCUGCUGUUGUUGUUGUGGACAAACAAAAAGGUUGCUGUGAUCUUUCUUGUCCUA
Messenger RNA from Zingiber officinale, 2104 nucleotides. RefSeq lists its product as uncharacterized. The record is from RefSeq and is a predicted model, not a curated record. The coding region runs from base 1727 to 1957 and encodes 76 amino acids. The transcript has 3 exons. Lineage: Eukaryota; Viridiplantae; Streptophyta; Magnoliopsida; Zingiberales; Zingiberaceae.